Molecule: messenger RNA, 588 nt
Organism: Knipowitschia caucasica
Lineage: Eukaryota; Metazoa; Chordata; Actinopteri; Gobiiformes; Gobiidae
Source: the annotation of a GenBank genome assembly
AUGAUAGUGCUCAGAGUCAGAGGUGGAGACAGUGAAAAGGUGAAUGAGGGAGGCACAGACAGUGAGAAGGUGAAUGAGGGAGGCACAGACAGUGAGAAGGUGAAUGAGGGAGGCACAGACAGUGAGAAGGUGAAUGAGGGAGGCACAGACAGUGAGAAGGUGAAUGAGGGAGGCACAGACAGUGAGAAGGUGAAUGAGGGAGGCACAGACAGUGAGAAGGUGAAUGAGGGAGGCACAGACAGUGAGAAGGUGAAUGAGGGAGGCACAGACAGUGAGAAGGUGAAUGAGGGAGGCACAGACAGUGAGAAGGUGAAUGAGGGAGGCACAGACAGUGAGAAGGUGAAUGAGGGAGGCACAGACAGUGAGAAGGUGAAUGAGGGAGGCACAGACAGUGAGAAGGUGAAUGAGGGAGGCACAGACAGUGAGAAGGUGAAUGAGGGAGGCACAGACAGUGAGAAGGUGAAUGAGGGAGGCACAGACAGGAGGAGAACAGGGCUCCACUGUCAGCUGCAUUAUCACCUAAGUGUGAACGCAGUGUCACAAAAACACAGCCACGCAGGUUCUGGCUUCACUUCCAGUCUACAGUAA